Aspergillus ibericus CBS 121593 is the source of this 1126-nucleotide messenger RNA. RefSeq lists its product as uncharacterized. Bases 67 to 762 code for a protein of 231 amino acids. Lineage: Eukaryota; Fungi; Ascomycota; Eurotiomycetes; Eurotiales; Aspergillaceae. The transcript has 2 exons. The record is from RefSeq and is a predicted model, not a curated record.
CCAUCAUCCAUCAUCCAUCAUCCAAAUCCCGCUCAUCAAGCCCUUACACUCACAUACUGCAUCACGAUGACCAGCCCUCGCACCAACCCUCCAACCCACGCCCUCGCAAUCAACAUCUACGGCCGCGGCGACGCUACCCUCAACGACAGCCCGUCCCACAUGGGCCUCGCCAUCUACCAGCUCGGCGCGUCGACAUGCACGAUGCACCACAUCCGCAACCCCACUGACACGACCUUCAUCUACGACCCACGUGAGCAACCCCUCGAAGACGACCCCGUCUUACGAGGUCGCUGCGAACUAGCCACUUUCUCUGAAGAAAAGAGUGAGCACAUCACUACCCUCCUCUUUGAUUUUGGGAACGAUAUAUUAAAUAUUCCUGAAUUCGAAGUCGGGAAUUGUCAGGAUUGGGUGGCUGAUGCGGUGGGGAUGUUGGAGGGCGCUGGGAUGGUGGGGAACGGCGAGGGGGAGUUCUGGAGGAAGAUGAUUAAUCGGAGUGCGGAGGGGAUGAAGGAGGGGUGUGUGGUGUCGGGGAGGAAGUGGGUGGAUGGGGUGGAAUUGGGGUUUGAGGGGGUGCCGGAUGCGAGGUUUGUAGAGGGAAAUGAUGGAGUGGGGAGGUCGGUGGGGAGGUUGAGGGAUAAUGUGGCUUUCAGGGAGAGGAUGCAGGUGUUGAUGGGGGGAAGAGACUCGGUGGGAGGGGUGCCCGAACGGCCGUUUUAUGUUUCGAGUCCGUUUUUUAGUCGGUCGAAUGGGGGGGGGGUUUGAGUGGUUGGUUGACAAGGGAUGGUGGCGGACUGCUUUCUUAGCGAACAGAAAAUCUACCAAGCAAUGCCGUAGAGAUAAGCUAGCUUCUUCCAGUGUUGUUUAUCUCUCUUGACUGAUUCCAGUCAUGGAUCUUCUGACGCUAAGCCAAAGCCAGUGUUUUGCCUGUCCCAUCGAAUUGAGCACUCUGACGGUCCAUGGUCCGUCAUUCGGCAACCCCGAAUAUAAGACUUCCUUAAGUGGACAGCAUUUGGAAAAAAUCCAAUCUAUUCUGCUGCCGCAACAUGCACAAUCUCGGGAACAAUACCUUGCAUUUCUAGCAUCGGACCGUCGUUUCUUAACACCCAAUCUAAUAAUCACAGCAUCU